Molecule: messenger RNA, 3999 nt
Organism: Gadus chalcogrammus (walleye pollock)
Lineage: Eukaryota; Metazoa; Chordata; Actinopteri; Gadiformes; Gadidae
Exons: 5
Coding region: 331-894 (187 amino acids)
Source: RefSeq, a predicted model, not a curated record
CAUUUACAAGUACACUUACACAUCGUUUAGCGAAUCACCUAGGCCAUCCUCUGAAUAAAUAUACGCCUAAUUUUAACGUUAAAUAUGAACAACUAAAGUACAUUAAAUGUGUGCAGAGGCUGUGAAGUAGGCAAAUGGAGACUAUUCGUUUCCAUAAUUUGCUUAUUUUAAUUGUUUCGUUAUAGCCUACGUUGAUGAACGUUAGAGAGGGCGGAGCUAACACAUCCUUGAUUCAAGAAUGCCCAUUUUCUGCGAUUCGUUUCAAAAGAUUCGUUGUAGAAGGCAUAUAUCAUCAAGUGAUUGUAGUAGCCAGUAUGUCCCGGGUAUGAAAUGAAAUCAAAAGUGGCCUACAGCGACCCAAGUUUGCUAUUCAUCUUCAAUAAAAGAGAAUGUAUGGAUAUAUCUUCUUUGGAUUCAGCUGUCUCUAUACUUAAUUUAAAAAAGUCUGACGAAGGUCUAUAUGGAUGCAAAGUUAAAUGGAAAGGGGGUGGCAGUUCUCAGGGGAAUCUGCAAUCCCUGAUCCUCACAGCCCCCGAGAGGAGCGAGUGGCACAGGGCGCUGGUCCUUGUGUCCGCCUUACUUUGCACCCUCUUACUUCUGCUGAUGGCUCGUUGUCUGAGCUCAGGGCCCCACCCUGUUCAGACGCGCUGCACUCUGGAUACAUUCCGAUACAAUCAGAUCCCACAACCUCUCCCCCGAUGCCCGAUACCACAGACAAACAAUUCCCGGCUUUCUAAAGUUUCCUCAAAGCCAGAGGAACAACGAAGGACAAGCAGUGAGCUCGUGUACGCUGAUGUCGCACUUGGUGCUUCACGUGAGCCACAAAUAGUCCAGGAGCCUAGCCAGUCCAUCAUCUAUUCCUCCGUAAGGCACGGUGCCGGGGCUGCGAUGUGAUGCUUCAGGACCCCCCUCAAGGGCGGCAUCACCGGUGGUCCAUGUCAUGCUGUUUGUGGGAGUCUGGCUCUGCCAUGUUGUGCUGGAUUAUAUGGCGUUACUUCAAUUGUGUUUUUAGUUUAGUUAAAUGAAUCAAAAGUUUGAACUACACACUUAAAUAAGCUAACAUGUUUAGCAGAUCACUUCAAGUGUUCGUUUUCGACAGCUAUCAACAAAACCCACUACAAACCCAUCAGACAACUCUCUAAAAGUAUGGUAUGAGGCUGGCUUCAUCUGGUUUAACCAGGAAAUGCUUGGACAUUCCGGAAAUAGUGUGUAUCGAUCACUUUAGAAAAUCCACCCUCUCGUUGGUUGCAUAAUACCACCUCCCCUUCUCCACAGCUCGGCAGAGGGAUUUUGUAUUCUUUGUUUUAAUUGUGUGUGGCAAAAUUCACUUUAUUGUAUUGAACAGGCUACAUUUUCCCACAGAUUGGAACGUUUUAUAAUAUGUGCUUGUUCUGCGUGACAAUUAUGUGGGAUUGAUGAUGUAACACAUACCAUUGAGUGAAAAACAACACAUACAAUAUGACACAAAAUACAACAUUUUAUUUCAGAAUAAACUCUCAAUGGCACAUUACAACCAAAUAUACAUAUACAUUUUUUAGGCCUCUAAUAAAUUAAUGUAUAUUUAAUUAUUUCGUUAAUAUCUUUCAUUAGCAUACUCAGCAGUUACAUUUAUUUUACAUGACAUCAAUGCAACAAAAGGCAUAACUGAAUAAAUUACAGAGAGAAGGCUGUGUAGGCAAUACCCGCUACAAUGAUAAAGACAUAGGACUUGUUAUUCGUCAAUUGCUCCUAUUCUCACCUGCUGUUCAAAAUUGUAACCUCUACUGUGGACAAUAAUAAAACAAAGAGGCCUUCAGUGUGUAUACAUGUGUACACACAAACAGUGUUGCUAUCUGGGACUGUUUGCUUGUUGAGUACUUCUCCAGAAAGGAAAGUACCCUGAACUUACACUUCCUAGCCAGCAGCCGUUUCCUUUAAAAUUACUCUCGCAGGCCUACUUCCCUGAGGGAGGAAAUGAUUAACCCUCUCUGAAAGAAACAGUGAAUUAUUUCACAAUUAUUGUAGCCUGCCUCGGAAUCUGUAUUUCUCAAAUACAUUUUUGAGUUAUUUGGUCAAAUUACGAAAAUAGCUUUCCCCUUCCUUUGCUGCUUGUGCUUGCAAUGUUUAUUUUACACCCCUCUGGGUUAAACGAGACUGCACUCAAGAGCUAUUCACUAUUCUGUUAUUUUUUUCCGUAGUCGCCCGCAAUUGCCUUUUGCAAAUCUGUUCAGAGAAAUGUUGAGCUUAGCUUAAAACUCACAAAGCGUUAAUAAUAUGCAUGAUCCUAUGUGCUUCUAUUAAAGCUCCCAAGUCCGGUGUUUUAGACAGAUGUUCAAUCUGGUCGAAAAACCAUAGAAUGCCACAUCAAGUUCAACUCUCCCACGUGGUGGGUCGAUUAGAACUGCAAAGAUUACAUCAAACAUUAACACAGAUACAAGUACGUAUAGCUGCAUUUGGGAUGUAUUUUCCUAACAUGGUUUCAGAAUGUGCAACGAGGAUCUGCAGCAUAUUUCGUGCUAAACUCUCAUAAGUACUACGACCAGGUCCAAAUGUACCUCUACUUCCUAAAUGAGAAGCAAAAGAGGAAGGGAGCAAGGGAGAGAGAGACGAGACCGAUGCUGAAAGUGUGUUUUUAGAUAGAUUGUAAGGCGCAACUUUGGCUAAAAUAAGGUAAUGGCACAAUAGGAUGGAUUGUAUAGUUUUAAGAUAGCUAUUGAUUUGAUGAGCACUAACAGACUCCCUCCUUCCUAAAGAACCUCCAUGAAAGGGUACUUCAAUUAUGUUGCACAAGCAAUAAGCUUAUUUUAGCAUGGCUUGAGUGUGAGGUUCACUGUACUCAUGAUGUCACAAACAGAACCGGACCACUUGGAGGCUCACAAAGAGCUAAAGGUCUUCAGAUAGGGCAGGGGAAAGGGCUAGGGGGUUAGGAAGAAGUGCUGCUUCUGUGCAGUAUGCUACAGUGUGUGUUUGUGUAGAUCAUGUAUGGUGUGUGUACUGUAUGUGUGUUAUAUAAGCAAGUAUGGGUGUUAUGUAUGGUAUCGUUUUGGGAUGUUUUUAUAUUGGGAUUCUUUCUGAUAUACCAUUACAGGGAGACAAAGGAAAAAGUUGAUUCUUCUGGUGUUUUUGUAGUUGAUAUAGCAUUUGUUAUUUGUAUAAAUUAAUCCACAUUUAACACGACAAGUAACAGUUCAGCCAUAGUCUCUCCUUAAUUGAUCCGUAAAUCCCCUGUUUGCGUACCUCUAGGCUAGACAGUCCUGCCCAUUCCACACUCACAGUUGACAAAUGGCUUGUAUGUAUGUGUGAACAACGACAGUUUUAUUGGCAACUGGAAAGCAGCCUGUGGCGAUACCAUCAGUUAGGCAUUAACAUUGAUAUCUGUAGCUAAGGAUAAAAGCGACACUUGCGCUCCAGUUUGUCUUGAAUAUACUCUCACAGUAUUCACCAGCAGACCCCCUGCGUACAGACGGUGCGUCCGUCUCUCAGAGGGAUGCCGCUUGGCUUAGUGAAGUGCGUUGACAGUGGGCUUAUACAGUCGUCUGUGGUACUCUUUUGUUUGUUGAACGCUAGGAUAGCUCCUUGAGCCUUGUUGUUUCCCAAUGUUGAGAAACAGUCUGUAGUUCCGCUUCAUCGGUCUAAUCAGACUAAUAAGAAUAGCAACAGGAAGGAAGGAUAGAAAGGUUUAGCAGAAGUUAAAAAGUUGCACAAGAGUGAUAGUGUCAUUAUGUUCUUCACUUCAAAAUUGAAUUUUUAUCAACAUUUCUCUCAAAAGAUAUUGUACAAGAUCUCCCCGUCCCAAUUAAAAUGCCUAACGUCUUAGGUCUGGGUUACAAUGCAAACACAGAUUUCCCGGAGGAAGCUGUCCAGCUGAACUGAAGGCAGCAGAACUCACCGUAGAGGAGUGGCUCAGCUUGUCAAAUCGAAACUUCAAAUUUGACCUGGGAGACGUCUUAGUUUUCACAUCUGGAAAGACAAGAGUGAUGCAAAAAAUAGAAUCAAUAUAAUAAAUUGCUAAAGAAACGU